ACAGCGAAGAGGGCGACGUUCCCGACGACUCAGCUGCUGAAAAAAGCGGUCGGGGGCCAAUUCUGAACUUGGAGUGCCACACAAAUAAUGCCAGAGCCAGGUCUCCAUUUGAAGUGGAAGGCGAAAAGAGUUGAGGGGCGAUCAUGGGGCCGUGCAUUCCAGGGAAAACCUACAGACCCCUCCGGCCCAUGCGACGAUUUUGCCAAUUAGUCCCUGGCAUUCGGACCAUAGGAAUUGUCGAAGGACCAAUGCAUUUGUGACGGAUAUUUUGGCUCACAAGUUCAAACCAUCCGGAACCCUGAAUGGUUGGGGGCCGACCAACGCUUGGCUCAAUGUUAUGUUAUGGUUGGCCACAGGUGAACUCUGAAGAUUGGAUCAAACACAGGAAAAAGGCACACUUCGCCACAGUAAACACAUCGGCAUCAUGAAUAGUCCCAGAUUUGAUCGCCUAUAAUGUGUCUAGGAAUAGGAGUGCUCAUGAUUUUUCUGUCUCAGUCCAUCAUUUUAUCUCAAAGCCAGGGCAUAUUAUCUUCCACCAGUCUGGAUUCGUGUAACUUUGCCAGUUUGCAAUGCUCCUAUCGAACGGGCUGUGGGACGGCCUUGAAGAGCUAUUUGAUUGAAUGCGAUCCCCUCAUUCAAAAUCGGACUCAGGAUUGCACAGAGGGGUGCAAAAAUACCCUGAUUGGUCUGACGUCCACCCCCGAAGGCCAGCGUCUUAUGACUUGCGAUUGCGAGGAUGAUCGUUGUCGAAGAGCCAAGGUCCAUUUGGAAACCUGUCGCCGGGAAGUGUUGUACGCCACCCGAAAUGACACGGUGGUGAGUUGUUCCGAGGCCCGUUGGAUUUGCAUGUCGGAUGCGGAGUGUGGCAAGGCCCUGGAAUACUACCACCAUCUCUGUCGAGCCAUGUUCAAGGGUCGACGGUGCACCGAGCGAUGCAAGAACAGUGUCUCCAUUUUGAGCCGUCAAGGCCAGGCUGCCAAGUUGAGUCAGUGCGAGUGUCGAGCCAACGAGACCAUCGAUGAGUUCCAAUGCUCGGUUGUUCAAGAGAACAUGAGUCGAUUGUGUUUUGACCGCAAAGAAGUGGAACGAGAAGAACUGGGAAACGGAGAGGGGAAAUCUGGAACGGUGACAAAUGUGGUGGUUGAGGGAGGAGGGGACGUUUUGGAUAACAAAGUCAGCUCAUUGGAUGAUCGAGCGAAAAUGGACCGAGCAUGUGCUCUACCAACAGCCAGGCUGGCUUUCGAAAUUCUUUUCAUUUGUAAAUUCAUUCAGACAUGGUUUUAUCAAAACGCAAUAUAGUUAUAGAACACACCGCUAAUA
This is a messenger RNA of Tigriopus californicus, 1320 nucleotides long. RefSeq names its product growth arrest-specific protein 1-like. NCBI's taxonomy places the organism in Eukaryota, Metazoa, Arthropoda, Copepoda, Harpacticoida, Harpacticidae. The record is from RefSeq and is a predicted model, not a curated record. The transcript is spliced from 4 exons. The coding region runs from base 454 to 1299 and encodes 281 amino acids. Gene Ontology annotation, biological process: regulation of cell cycle.